Messenger RNA from Oryza brachyantha (malo sina), 805 nucleotides. RefSeq lists its product as uncharacterized. Bases 87 to 518 code for a protein of 143 amino acids. The transcript is spliced from 2 exons. Lineage: Eukaryota; Viridiplantae; Streptophyta; Magnoliopsida; Poales; Poaceae. The record is from RefSeq and is a predicted model, not a curated record.
GAUAUCGGGCAUGUUUGGUUGCUUACAUUAGUUUCGCAUGGCGAGCCAUCCAUGCUGCCUCUGGCCUAGAUAGCAGCGGCGUGGUAAUGGAGCCUAGGAGCAUGGAGUACUUCGCCGCGCUGGCCGCCGGCAGCCAGGCGUGCCUCCUCCUCGUCGCCUCGGCCGACGCGUCCCCAGCCACGGCCGUCGCGCUCGCCGUCGCCGCCGCGCGGGCGGGCGGCCGUGUGGCCUGCGUCCGCGACGACGCGCGGAACCUCGACGCGUCAGGCACCACAUCCACCACCAUGACAGCUUGGAGCGCUACGGCGGCGUGCUCAGCGCCGAUCCAGCGACGGGCGGCGGCGUGCGGCGCGGAUCCGGCCACGGGCGGCGUCGUGCCCACGGAUCCGGUGACGAGCGACGGUGUGCGGCGCGGAUCCAGUGACGGGCGGCGCGGCGGCAGCGGAUCCAGCGAAGACGACAUUGGAGACAACGGGGCGACGACGGCCGCGACGACUGAGGAGCCACGGCCGCGAUGAGACGACUGAGGAGCGACGGCCGUGACGACGAUGAGGCGACGACGGCCAAGGAGCGACGCCCCGACGACGACCGCCUGCACGAGAAAUUGGGCGUUCCUCAGCCUGGCUGUGAGCCCAUAUUUGCACCCGCGGGUGCAGGCUCUUAUUUGCAUUUAUUUGCAUGCAGACAACCAAACAUACAUGUCUGCUCCACUGGUAUGAGCUAAGUUCCAUGCAGGCAACCAAACACUUCCGAAGAGGAUGUCAUAUAUAGAUGAAACUAGUGUAGAUAAUCAUCGGAUGACCAA